Messenger RNA from Microcebus murinus (gray mouse lemur), 880 nucleotides. RefSeq names its product histone H1.9-like. Gene Ontology annotation, molecular function: DNA binding. Gene Ontology annotation, biological process: nucleosome assembly. Lineage: Eukaryota; Metazoa; Chordata; Mammalia; Primates; Cheirogaleidae. The record is from RefSeq and is a predicted model, not a curated record. Gene Ontology annotation, cellular component: nucleosome.
ACAGACAUAACCUUGCCACCCCCUGCACCCACAGCACCAGUCUGCUGAGGCCAAGCGUGGGUGAUCAUCCUCGGUCCUCCCUCUGGCCACCCAGGGGAAGGCGUGGGCCGGAGCCGCACGAGGGAACCAGAACAGGGACGCACCUCCCCCACCCACUGAGGAGCAGCGCAGCGGGGCGUUUCCAGCCGCCAUCCUGGAGGUCCUUGCACCCAACUCCCUUCACCUGCCGCAGGGAGAGAUGCAGAAAGACACUUCACAGCUGCCUACGUCCGCGCCCCGGGCCUCAAGCACUGCCAUGAGUGGAGGCCGGCAGGCCAGCGUGUCAGGGGUCUCUAGCAAGAGUGAGGCUGGGCACCGAAGCGGUUCCAAAUCCCACCAGAAGCCCACCAUAUCCAAGGUGAUCCUGAAGACUGUGGCAGACAAGGGAGUAGGCAAGCGCGUGUCCCUAGCCACCCUGAAGAAGGCUGUUGCCACCAUGGGCUACAACAUGGCACGAAACACCCGUUACUUCAAGCGUGUGCUCAAGGGGCUGGUGGACACGGGCAAGCUGAAGCAGGUGACUGGCAAGGGGGCCCUGGGCUCCUUCUGCAUGGGCAAGAAUCAGGCCUUCAAGUCCAAGCUCCAGGUCAAGAGAAGGCGGCAGCAGCAGCAGCGGAGGUCUGGGCAGCGCCGCCCUGGGCAGCGCCGCUCUGGACAGCGCCGCGCUGGACGGCGCAGGUCGCCAUUGGGCUCCAGACAGGGGCACAGGCGGCCCUUCAAGAGGGCCUGCAGAGGGGCCAAGGGCCGCUACCAUUAACGGGCCAGGCCAGCAAGUGGUCAGAGGCGCCAGGCCCGCCACAGGCUCAGUGCAGUGGAAAUAAAAGGAGCCUGACUUAUUUCA